CUAAGCGCUUCGCCUUCAGCCAUUAGUAAGUAUGGCCGCAUCUACUUCCGCCGGGCCAGGGAGGGUCAAGGGUAACGCAAGAUGGCGGCGCCCAUAAGCAGCUAAGGCGUGAAGCGGAGGAUGCUGGCGGCGGCCGGGACUCUUCUGGGGCGACGGCUGAGGUGGUCGGCACCGGCCCGCGAGCACUGGAGAGCGGCCGGGAGCUCACGGAGCCGGCGUGAGGCGGCCGAGGCCGAGGCGGACGCGCCGGUGUUCCAGUAUGUGGGCGAGCGCGCGGUCCGCGCCGAUCGAAUCUUCGUAUGGGGCUUCAGCUUCUCGGGGGCUCUCGGAGUUCCCAGCUUCGUGGUGCCGGCCUCGGGGCCCGAACCCCGCGCUGGGCUGCGGCCCCGACGCAGGAUCCAGCCGGUACCUUACCGCCUGGAGCUGGACCAUAAGAUUUCCUCUGCUGCCUGUGGCUAUGGAUUCACACUGCUGUCCUCCAAAACCAAGGACAUUACGAAAGUUUGGGGCAUGGGACUCAACAAAGAUUCUCAACUUGGAUUCCACAGAAGCCGGAAGGAUAAAACCAGGGGCUAUGAGUACGUUUUGGAGCCUUCGCCUGUCCCGCUACCCCUCGACAGACCUCAGGAAACAAAGGUGUUGCAGGUGUCCUGUGGCCGAGCACACUCCCUUAUCCUGACAGACCGAGAAGGUGUCUUCAGCAUGGGGAACAAUUCCCACGGGCAGUGCGGACGGAAGGUGGUGGAGGACGAAGUGUACAGUGAGAGUCACAAAGUGCACAGGAUGCAGGACUUUGAUGGACAGGUGGUUCAGGUUGUCUGUGGUCAGGACCACAGCCUGUUCCUCACAAACAAAGGGGAAGUCUAUUCUUGUGGAUGGGGUGCCGAUGGACAGACAGGCCUGGGUCACUACAAUAUCACCAGCACACCCACCAAGCUGGCCGGAGACCUUGCUGGGGUGACAGUUGUUCAGGUUGCCACCUACGGUGAUUGCUGCUUGGCUGUGUCCUCAGAUGGAGGUGUCUUUGGCUGGGGAAAUUCUGAGUACCUGCAGCUGGCCUCGGUCACAGACUCCACUCAGGUUAAUGUCCCUCGGUGCCUGCCUUUCUCUGAAGUAGGCAAGGCGAAGCAGGUGGCUUGUGGUGGCACGGGCUGUGCUGUAUUGAAUGAAGAAGGACAUAUCUUCGUCUGGGGCUACGGAAUUCUUGGGAAAGGACCAAACCUCUUGGAAACAGCUCUUCCAGAAAUGAUUCCACCUACGCUCUUUGGCUUGACGGAAUUCAACCCUGACGUCCAGGUUUCCCAGAUCCGAUGCGGUCUUAGCCAUUUUGCCGCACUUACCAAUAAGGGGGAACUGUUCGUGUGGGGCAAGAAUAUCCGAGGGUGCUUGGGAAUCGGACGCCUUGAAGACCAGUAUUUCCCAUGGAGGGUGACGAUGCCCGGUGAGCCUGUGGACGUGGCAUGUGGUGUGGAUCACAUGGUAACUCUGGCCAAGUCAUUCAUCUGAAUCUCCUUCUGGGCCCAUCCCAGGCUGGCCCCAGAGUAUGAACUAUACCGACAGCAACAGCUUUGCAGAGGCAAGGUGUGGCCACCAGCAGAGCUUCUGAGGAUGCUGGGAGAGGGCCAGGGCCUGUGUGGAGCAGGGGUCUUACUUUGUGUCCAGUGGAGACGUAAUAGGAGUCUGUGGACAAGACCUUUCCCUGCUGCUGAGGCUCCUGGCCUGGUGUGCUCCCGAGGAGUACCAGGGCAUAAGGCCCUAGGAUGGCAGGCUUUUAUCUUAGGGGACAUUUGUUAUUCGUGGCACAUUGGAGACAUGACAAGGCAUUCAGGAGAAUCUGUAGUCCCCUGUCACAACAGGACACACUUGGGCCUCUGGCUGGCCCAGCUCAGCAGGAGAGCCAGCUAACUUCAGCCAGGGCCUCUUUGAUCAGCUGCCACCCCACAAGCUCCCCAGGACACAGUCCGGGAGCCCAGAAUGCCUUGGCUUGAGACCCUUUAUGGAGCAGCCAGUGUGAGCCAGCCUCCCCCAUGGGUCUACAGUAUCCCAGCCUUGGAGCCAUCUCUCUGCCUGGCUCUGAACUGUCCAGAAGCCCCUGAAGAAAGAGGCUGCAGGCCAAAUGCUUGUGGGCCGAGGGCUGUGGAAUCUUGGCUGGAGGGCCAGUCUCGGAGUAGGAAGCAUCAGAAACUGGGAAAGUACUUGUUUUUAAGAAAACUUGUCUUUUCAGAACAGUGUUUGAAAAGUUAUUUUAGAAUAAAGUCUAUUUUCUGCCUUUUUAAAGAUGGAGGUCUUGGAAAUGUUUCACUAGAUCAUUUCGAGACCCUAGGAAACAAACAGAAGCCUGAGGAGAACACUUCGGAAGGCAGUCCCACCUGGGAUGUGUUUUGUGUGUGCAGUUGCAUGUGUGCAUGUGCACACGGGUGUGCAUUCAUGUGGAGGACAGGACAGUGUCAAGUGUCAUUCCUCAGGUGCUAGCCGUCUUAUUAUUGAGAUGGGGUAUCACUUUCUAGACCAGGUUGGACUUGAACUUGCAGAGUUCUGCUUGCCCUUGCCUCCCAGAGUGCUGGGAUUAAAAGCUUACACCACCAUACCCAGCUCCACCUUAUGUUUGGAUCUCUCCCUUCCUGAAAGUUCCCAAGAAGGCUGGCUGGCCUGAGAGCCCCAGGGAUCCUUCUGUUUCUGUUUCCCCAGAGCUGGGACUUCAGGCACAUGAUGCCAUGCUUGCCUUUUUUCCCAUGGGUUCUGAUGACUGACCCCGGGCCGUCAGCUUGUCAGGCAGGCACUUAACCCACUGAGUCAUCUCCCUAGCCCUGAACAGAUACAUUCUUCAGCUGGGGAGAGCUGGUGCCUGAGUCACUAAUUACCAUCUUUCACACUGCCUGCUACACCCCACCCGCUACUUGUUCACUCUACAGGUACGUGUGGGCCCCUUAAGUGCAGGCGUGGACCACUGAGUCAUGUGGUGGAAGAAUCCCUGCUUUGUGCAGCCUGGGGAAGGAAAUGGACAUUAUUAUACAAAAUACAGAGUUUGGUAGCUGCUUGUGUGGGCUGUGGAGGAAAGCAAAGUUUUGCACCAAAUACUUGACAGCAACAAUUUAAAGGAUUUAAUUUGGCUCUCAGUUUCAGAGGGUUCUAACCCAGCAUGGCAGGAAAGGCACAGCGGAGUUUCUGGGGGCUGGCGCAUGGGGUAGAGGCCUCUCACUUGGCGGAUCAGGAAGCAGCAUGCAAUCGGACUGGACUACCACCUUUAAGGACCACCCCCCAGUGGCCUACUUCUGUUGUCCAGGCCCCACUGACCCUCUAACGUGCCAGUCUUCCAGAAAAUACCACCUGUGGUGGAGCACACACAUUCAACACGUGAGCCCGUGGGGGACAUUUCAAAUGAAAACUCUAACAUGGAGAAAACCUAACAAGGAAGUGGGAUGUGUCAGAAGGUUGAGGGGUCAACAAGCAGGAUGUCAUGAGGACCAGUUGGCUGGUGUUGGAGGGGAUGGCUGUUUUGGCAGUUACAGGGCCCCUUCACCCAGGUGGAUCUGCCCCCGGUUCUCUUCAAGGGCUAGUCGUAGGCUUACAAUAGGAAGGGCUGCUGUGAACUUGAAAUAGAAGUUGAGUGGGCGAGAUGGUUCAGUUGUUAAGAUCAGUUACUGCUCUUACAGAGGACUUGAGUUCAAGUCCCACACCAGGCAGUUCAUAAAUGGCUGUAACUCUAGCUCCAGGGAAUCUGACACCCUUUUCUGCUUCUCAGAGUGUCUGUAUGCAUGUGUACAUACAUGCUCCUGUCACCACAUACACAUGACUAAAAAUGUUUUUAAUGUAAAAAGUCCUUAGAAAAUUAAAGGGGCCAGGAACAUGUCUCUGGUAAGGUCUUUGAUUAUAGCAUCCACGAAGCCCUGAGUCCGAUUCCUAGCGCCUCAUAAACAGGAUGUGGCGGCACAUUCCAGUAGCUCAGACUGGCAGGACCUGGAGGCAGGAGGAUCAGCUCGAGGUCAUCCUGGGCUACAUAUUGAGUCAGGCCAG
This is a messenger RNA of Microtus ochrogaster (prairie vole), 4014 nucleotides long. It is a transcript of the gene Rcc1l, whose product is annotated as RCC1 like. NCBI's taxonomy places the organism in Eukaryota, Metazoa, Chordata, Mammalia, Rodentia, Cricetidae. Gene Ontology annotation, biological process: positive regulation of mitochondrial translation. The record is from RefSeq and is a predicted model, not a curated record. Gene Ontology annotation, cellular component: mitochondrial inner membrane. Gene Ontology annotation, molecular function: rRNA binding; guanyl-nucleotide exchange factor activity.